AAUUUUCUAUCAGCGCAACCUUCCGAUUUCACAGUCUAACAGUAAACGUUCUCUACAAGUUUUGUUGAUCGGAAACCAUUUCACCACAAGAUGAACAUUAACUACGCUCAGGGGAUAGUUUUGAUAGUUAUUGCGUGUGUGUUACACACAAGUUGUUCAAAAACUGAAAAAUCAGACAAACAAUUAGUAAAAGUUUCUUCCAAAUCGAAUGACAAAGAUGACAAAAAAUCACUACAUGACGAAAAAAAGAAAAGUGACGUUGAAGAAAUGUUAUUAAAUAUUGCCUCUAUAAUACAAGAAUGUUUAGACAACAGAACGAUGAAUAAUAAAGAAUUCAAAAUAAAAUUGGAUAAAUUGUAUUUUAAUUUGGUAAAGACAUCAAUACAAAAAUUAUUAGACAAACAAUUGGUUAAAGUCAAGGACGUUCAAAAAAAAUAUGAGAAAGACCUCGAACUAUUGAAGAUAAUGAACAGUAUGCCGGAUAAUGGAAGCAGUAAAAAUAAAGAUAAAUCGUUAAAAAAAUCAAUCAAAAAAUAACCAUGAAAGCAAUGAAGUUAAACAAAUUUUAUUGUAAACUAUCAUACUACCUGCGGAUUCAUUUGAUAAUGACUACAAUUUAUAUUAGGUAUUAGAUACUUUGUUAAAUAACAUAAGCCAGAUAAUAGAUAGUUUGGAUAGGAACAAGUUAUUAAAUUAUAAACUAUUAAUAAUUUUUCACUCCAAAUUAUUUUCAAUUUUAUGAUCCAUGAUAGUACAGCCAAUAUUCCAGUUAUCUUGUAUUAGGUUUAAUUUGCUGUACUGCGAAAAAAUAAAAUAAAAACAUUCUCAGAUAAAAA
This is a messenger RNA of Myzus persicae (green peach aphid), 836 nucleotides long. RefSeq lists its product as uncharacterized. The transcript is spliced from 4 exons. Bases 91 to 537 code for a protein of 148 amino acids. The record is from RefSeq and is a predicted model, not a curated record. NCBI's taxonomy places the organism in Eukaryota, Metazoa, Arthropoda, Insecta, Hemiptera, Aphididae.